Messenger RNA from Triticum dicoccoides, 1061 nucleotides. Its product is annotated as probable LRR receptor-like serine/threonine-protein kinase At3g47570. Lineage: Eukaryota; Viridiplantae; Streptophyta; Magnoliopsida; Poales; Poaceae. Gene Ontology annotation, cellular component: membrane. The record is from RefSeq and is a predicted model, not a curated record. The coding region runs from base 225 to 950 and encodes 241 amino acids. The transcript has 2 exons. Gene Ontology annotation, biological process: protein phosphorylation. Gene Ontology annotation, molecular function: protein kinase activity; ATP binding.
AGAAGCUGAAGAGGGUGUCAUAUCAAGACAUUCUUAAAGCUACCAACUGGUUUUCUUCGCUUCAUACUAUCAGCUCAACCUGUACUGAGUCAGUUUAUGUUGGUAGGUUCAAGUCCGACAGGAGAUUGGUUGCCAUCAAAGUAUUCAACUUGAGUGAACCUGGCGCAUGUGAUAGUUACUUUAUUGAGUGUGAAGUGCUACGAAGCACCCGCCAUAGAAAUAUAAUGCAGCCUGUGACCGUAUGCUCGACACUUGAUUCACAAAAUCAUGAGUUCAAAGCACUGAUAUUCAAGUUCAUGGUUAAUGGCAGCCUUGACAGAUGGUUACACUCUGAGCAACACAGUGAAAUCCCCGGCAGAGUGCUAAACUUUGGGCAGAGGAUAUGCAUAGCGGCAGAUGUGGCUUCUGCUCUUGAUUAUGUCCACAACCAACUGACGCCUCCUCUGAUCCAUUGUGAUUUGAAGCCAGAGAACAUCCUUUUGGACGAUGAGAUGACCGCGCGGCUCAGUGAUUUCGGCUCAGCAAAGUUUUUGUCGCCCGAUAUGUUUAUUCCUGAAAGCCUGGAUGAUGUUGGAGGAACAGUUGGAUACAUGGCACCUGAGUAUGGGAUGGGUUACGAGAUCUCCGUAGGAGCUGAUGCAUAUAGUUUUGGAGUGCUUCUGCUGGAGUUGCUUACCGGAAAACAACCAACUGAUGAUAUGUUUGUUGAUGGACUUACCCUUCCCAUUUUCUCUGAAUCCAUGUUCCCUGAUAGAGUUGCGGAGACUCUAGAUCCUCAUAUGGCGCAUGAGGAGUAUCAAGGGUCCGCAGAAGUAUGGAUGCAGAGAUAUAUUGUCCCGUUGGUUGCCCUUGGACUGUACCGUGGAAGCUCCGAAGGACAGGCCUGGAAUGAAAGAUGUUUGUGCAAAACUUACUGCUAUCAGAGACGCUUUUCUGGAAUGCUGUGGUGACAUGGACGAAUAUUUUAGCUCUGUUAGAGCAUGCUGAUUCGUUAUCGUUAAGAAUGUUGUAACAUGUUCAUUGUGCCCUAUCAAUAUGACGAACUGAAUGAAAAUAUGAGU